This is a messenger RNA of Hipposideros armiger (great roundleaf bat), 4980 nucleotides long. RefSeq names its product BOC cell adhesion associated, oncogene regulated (gene BOC). The coding region runs from base 925 to 4254 and encodes 1109 amino acids. Gene Ontology annotation, biological process: cell-cell adhesion; axon guidance; nervous system development. The transcript has 22 exons. Gene Ontology annotation, molecular function: protein binding. NCBI's taxonomy places the organism in Eukaryota, Metazoa, Chordata, Mammalia, Chiroptera, Hipposideridae. The record is from RefSeq and is a predicted model, not a curated record. Gene Ontology annotation, cellular component: axon.
CAAAAGAAGGAAUUGUUUGCGAGUUCAGUCAUCCAAAAAAGCUUCUUCCAUAUGGAGGGACCGGGUGCGCUGGGCGCGGCGUCCCCUGCCUUGUCCUCCUGCUGCCGCCGCCGCCGCCGCCGCCACUCCCGAUUCCUGCCGCGGAGACCUUGAGCCCCGCCGGCCGGUGUCAGCAGCCGCGCGCGCACACACGUACUCACACUCACACACACGGACACACACACACACACACACACACACACACACACACACACACACGCACACACACACGCCCGCCGCAGCCGCACGCGCCCGCACGCGCCCUCCCUCCCCGGCCGGCAACUUUUUUGGUCUGGGGCUCCUUUGUUGCUCUCCUGCGGCACCUCUCUCGUGGUGUGUGUCCCUGGGUGUCACUGUGCGGGUUGUGUGUCCGUGCGGCGCGCUGCUGUGUGGCUCUCUCCGCGCCCACCACGCUGGCCCCAGGCCCUGCCUCUGCCUUCCCAGGAGCCAGCUGCAACCAGAGUCCCGGCACAAGCUUCCCUCAAUCCAUGACCCAUGAAGUCUUGUCAACAUUCACAGCGUCUGAGGGUAGCAGCCAUGAAGUAGAAGAAGCAGUAUAGAUGCCAGCUGAAUCCAUGUGCUUCUCGGGUGUCUGCAAGUCUGAUCAAGCAGGUCCUCUGUGGCCUGGGUGGGGUGAGCAGGAGAAGGCGUUUGGCCCAGCAGAUACUUUUACUGGUCAGGAGACGUGGCAGCUUGUACAGAAAAAUACCCCGAGGAAGGAAGCCGCAGCUUUGACAGACAGGUGACUGACUUCAGGAAUGUCCGUGGGUAUUCCAUCUAUAAGGGGAAGAGUGUUGCAGAGGAUUGCAGUCUCUCUGAGUGACUCCGGUGGCUUAUGGGACAUUGGCUUUGGACCCUUUGUAAUACACCUCUCUGUGUGGGACAAUGACGACUCGGAGAGGAAAGGGGCCCGAAGUCACACUCUCCUACCUCCUCUUAGCCGCAGCAGGCUGCUUUGCCAACCUGAAUGAUGUCCCCCAGGUCACUGUCCAGCCUUCUUCCACCGUCCAGAAGCUCGGAGGAACAGUGAUCCUGGGCUGUGUGGUGCAGCCCCCCUGGAUGAACACCACCUGGCGGCUGGACGGGAAGGAGCUGAAUGGUUCAGAUGAGGCUUUGGGCAUCCUCAUUACCCGCGGGACCCUCGUCAUCACCGCCCUCAACAACCGCACCGUGGGACGGUACCAGUGUGUGGCCCGGAUGCCUGCAGGGGCCGUGGCCAGCGUGCCAGCGACUGUGACACUAGCCAAUCUCCAGGACUUCAAGUUAGAUGUGCAGCAUGUGAUUGAAGUAGAUGAAGGGAACACAGCAGUCAUUGCCUGCCACCUUCCUGAGAGCCACCCAAAAGCCCAGGUCCGAUACAGCGUCAAACAAGAGUGGCUGGAGGCAUCCAGAGAUAACUACCUGAUCAUGCCAUCAGGGAACCUCCAGAUUGUGAACGCCAGCCAGGAGGACGAGGGGAUGUACAAGUGUGCCGCCUACAAUCCAGUGACUCAGGAAGUGAAAACCUCGGGCUCCAGUGACAGGCUGCGCGUGCGCCGCUCCACUGCCGAGGCUGCCCGCAUCAUCUACCCCCCAGAGGCCCAGACCAUCAUUGUCACCAAAGGCCAGAGUCUCAUCCUGGAGUGUGUGGCCAGUGGGAUCCCACCCCCACGCGUCACCUGGGCCAAGGAUGGGUCCAGUGUCGCUGGCUACAACAAGACGCGCUUCCUGCUGAGCAACCUCCUCAUCGAUACCACCAGUGAGGAGGACUCGGGGACCUACCGCUGCAUGGCUGACAACGGGGUGGGAGAGCCUGGGGCAGCGGUCAUCCUCUACAAUGUCCAGGUGUUCGAACCCCCUGAGGUCACUGUGGAGCUGUCCCAGUUGGUCAUCCCAUGGGGCCAGAGUGCCAAGCUCACCUGUGAUGUGCGAGGGAACCCCCCACCGUCCGUGCUGUGGCUGAGGAAUGCUGUGCCCCUCACCUCCAGCCAGCGCCUCCGACUGUCCCGUAGGGCCCUGCGGGUGGUCAGCGUGGGGCCUGAGGACGAAGGCGUCUACCAGUGCAUGGCUGAGAAUGAAGUCGGGAGCGCCCAUGCUGUGGUCCAGCUGAGGACUGCCAGGCCAGGCACGACCCCGAGGCCAUGGCGGGAUACUAAGCUGAACUCGGCCACACCUCCCAUGCCACCCUCCAGACCCAGAAGCCCUGAGCAGAUGCUGAGAGGGCACCCGGGGCUCCCGAGGCCUCUGACAUCAGUGCAGCCGGCUUCCCUGCAGUGCCCUGGAGAGAAAGGCCAGGUGGCUCCUGCCGAGGCGCCCAUCAUCCUCAGCUCACCCCGGACCUCCAAGACGGACUCGUACGAGCUCGUGUGGCGGCCUCGGCACGAGGGUGGCAACCGGGCACCCAUCCUCUACUAUGUGGUGAAACACCGCAAGGUCACAAACUCCUCUGACGACUGGAUUAUCUCUGGCAUUCCGGCCAACCAGCACCGCCUAACCCUCACCAGACUGGACCCCGGGAGCUUAUAUGAAGUGGAGAUGGCAGCUUACAACUGUGCAGGCGAAGGCCAGACGGCCAUGGUCACCUUCCGAACUGGACGGCGGCCCAAACCAGAAAUCAUGGCCAGCAAGGAACAGCAGAUCCAGAGAGAUGACCCAGGAGCCAGCCUCCAGAGCAGCAGCCAGCCGGACCAUGGCCGUCUCUCCCCCCCAGAAGCUCCAGACAGGCCCACUAUCUCCAUGGCCUCGGAGACAUCCGUGUAUGUGACCUGGAUUCCCCGUGGGAAUGGCGGCUUCCCAAUCCAGUCCUUCCGUGUGGAGUACAAGAAGCUAAAGAAAGUGGGGGACUGGAUUCUGGCCACCAGCGCCAUCCCUCCCUCCCGGCUCUCGGUGGAGAUCACAGGCUUAGAGAAAGGCACCUCCUACAAGUUCCGAGUCCGGGCUCUGAACAUGCUGGGGGAGAGCGAGCCGAGCGCCCCCUCCCGGCCCUAUGUGGUGUCGGGCUACAGUGGCCGCAUAUACGAGAGGCCCGUGGCAGGCCCUUACAUCACCUUUACUGAUGCGGUCAAUGAGACCACCAUCAUGCUCAAGUGGAUGUAUAUUCCAGCAAGUAACAACAACACUCCAAUCCACGGCUUUUAUAUCUAUUAUCGACCCACAGACAGUGACAAUGAUAGUGACUACAAGAAGGAUAUGGUGGAAGGAGAUCGAUACUGGCACUCCAUCAGCCACCUGCAGCCAGAGACGUCCUACGACAUCAAGAUGCAGUGCUUUAAUGAGGGAGGGGAGAGCGAGUUCAGCAAUGUGAUGAUCUGUGAAACCAAAGCUCGGAAGUCUUCAGGUCAGCCUGGUCGACUUCCACCCCCAACUCUGGCCCCACCUCAGCCGCCACCCCCUGAAACCAUCGAGCGGCCAAUGGGCACCGGGGCCAUGGUGGCGCGCUCCAGUGACCUGCCCUACCUGAUCGUUGGGGUCGUCCUGGGCUCUGUCGUCCUCAUUAUCGUCGCCUUCAUCCCCUUCUGCUUGUGGAGGGCCUGGUCCAAGCAAAAACAUACAACAGACCUGGGUUUUCCUCGAAGUGCCCUUCUGUCCUCCUCCUGCCAAUACACUAUGGUACCACUGGGAGGACUCCCAGGCCACCGAGCCAGUGGACAGCCCUACCUCAGUGGCACCAAUGGACGGGUCUGCACCAAUGGGGUACAUGUGAACAGGGGCUGCCCAGCAACUGCAAUGGGCUACGCAGGCGUGAAACCUCAGCAACACUGCCCAGGGGAGCUUCAGCAGCAGGAUGACACCAACAGCCUGCUGAGGCAGACCGUUCUUGGCAAUGGAUAUGACGUCCACAGUCACCAGAUCCCAAGGGGAGCCAAGGCUAACCCAGACGGGGGCACCCUCUUAUACACACUGCCUGAUGACUCAACAUGCCAGCUGCUCCAGACCCAUCAGGACCGCCCCCACCUCCAGGAGAAGCCUGCUGCUGCCAGCCAGUCAGGAAGGAGGGGUGUGCCCCAGAACCCUGGGCUGGAAGCAACGUGGGACCCUCUUUUUCACCCAGGUCCCCCGUGCUGCUUGGGCCUUGUCCCGGUUGAAGAAGUGGACAGUCCUGACUCCUGCCACGUGGGUGGAGAGUGGUGUCCCCAGCACCCCACGGGGGCCUACACAGGACAGGAGCUUGGGCUGCGGCUCUCCCCCAGCCCACCAGUGCACGUGUCUUUCGAAACACCACCUCCCACAAUUUAGGCAGCAGCCAAUAUUCCAGAAAGACUAUAUAUAUUGUCGUUUUUAAAAAGAGAGACAGAGAGAAUUGGUAUUUAUUUUUCUAUAAUAGCCAUAUUUAUAUAUUUAUACACUUGUAAAUAAAUGUGUAUGUGUUUUUAUAAUUCUGGAGAGACAUAGGGGAAUCCUACCCGUGGCGGUGUGAGAGGAAAAACAAGCUACAACAUAACAGGAGUCAACCAGGAAAGCGGAACAGAGACUGGCCAGAACAGCCUGAGGAGGCGGCAGGAGGCCCACAGAGCAGCUGCUGAAGGGAGGAACCCUAGGCACACUGUCCGUGAUGACAUGAGAGAACAGCAAGGGUCGUGGUAUUAUAACAGGCUGGAGACACCUGUGAAGAUGGUCGGACCUGGUGCUACAGGAAAUGUUUUCAGGAGAUGCCCGUGAGAAUAGACUCAGAUGUGUACAGUACUAUAAGCAUUAACAAACCUUCCAGAAUCAAUAAUCUGUGGCAGCAUAUCUCUAAAAACAAACACUGUAACUUCUAAAUAAAUGUUUAGUCUUCCCUGUAACCUUCAGCUUAGUCAUGUAUGAGUCAGCGUUCUCCUUAGAGGUUAGGAUUCAGUCUUUGAGUAUCUGAAGAAAAUACCCACUUGUGAGAUUUUCAGAUCCAGCAAGAGAUCUGGAAAAGGUAGCAGAUGUUUCUCAUUUUUUUGUCUUUGUAAAUAUUGAAUGAAUGUCCGUUGUGUU